CUCAAGAUAAGGAGCUUUGCAAGUUCAAGAAACCACCUCAUAAUCCAAAUCAUAUAAAACACAUCAUGGAUCUAUCCCUAGCUCCGACAACGGCAACAAGCUCCGACCAAGAACAAGACAGAGACCAAGACCUAACCUCUAACAUCGGAGCAAGCAGUAGCUCAGGCCCCGCAAACAACAGCAACAACUUCCCGAUGAUGAUGAUUCCACCGCCGGAAAAAGAACACAUGUUCGACAAAGUGGUAACACCAAGCGACGUCGGAAAACUCAACCGACUAGUAAUCCCUAAACAACACGCGGAGAGGUAUUUUCCACUAGACUCAACAAACAACCAAAACGGCACGCUGUUGAACUUCCAAGACAGAAACGGCAAGAUGUGGAGGUUUCGUUACUCGUACUGGAACUCUAGCCAGAGUUACGUGAUGACCAAAGGAUGGAGCCGUUUCGUCAAAGAGAAAAAGCUCGACGCUGGAGACAUCGUCUCUUUCCAACGUGGUGUCGGAGAUGACUCCCAGAGAUCUAAACUCUACAUCGACUGGAGGCAUAGACCAGACAUGAGCCUAGUUCAAACACACCAGUUUGGUAAUUACGGUUUCAAUUUCAAUUUUCCGACAACUUCUCAAUAUCCCAACAGGUUUCAUCCCUUGCCGGAAUAUAACUCCGUCCCUAUUCACCGGAGCUUUAACAUUGGAAACCACCAACGUGGUUACUAUAACAAUCAGCGUCAAGAGUUUGUAGGGUAUGGUUAUGGGAAUUUAGCUUAUUACACGGGAUCACCGUUGGAUCAGAGAAGCAUUGUUGGAUCAGAGCCGUUGGUUAUAGAGUCAGUCCCUGUGGUUCCCGGGAGGUUAACUCCGAUGAUGUUGCCACCGCCGCUUCCUCAGCCUCCUUCCACGGCGGGAAAGAGAUUAAGGCUAUUUGGGGUGAAUAUGGAAUGUGGUAACGAUUAUGAUCAACAUGAAGAGUCUUUGUUGGUGCGACGUGGCGAAAUGGGUGCUUCUUCCUCUUCUUCAGCUCUCGGAUUCAAUUUAUCGAAUGAUCAUGAUGAUGAAGGUGAUGAUGAUCAAUUUGCUAAGAAAGGAAAGUCUUCGUUUUCUCUAGAUUUCAGUCCAUGAUGAGGAGCUUCAUCAUCUUCUAGUCUUUCUUUAUUCUAUUACGUUAGUUAAUUUUCAAAUAUGGAGUUAGAUUCCUGCUAAUGAGGGGGGAAAAGACGAUCUUCUUGGGUUUUUUUUUUGGGUUAUGAGUUUUGUUUUCUACAUGUUUCUUGAUGUUCAUCACUAGGCUUUUGUCACCACGUUGAAACUCGC
Messenger RNA from Eruca vesicaria subsp. sativa (arugula), 1307 nucleotides. NCBI's taxonomy places the organism in Eukaryota, Viridiplantae, Streptophyta, Magnoliopsida, Brassicales, Brassicaceae. The record is from the annotation of a GenBank genome assembly.